AUGUUGUUAGAGAGACAAGUAGAUUAUACUAAACGGAACAGAGAUGGUUGGUCACCUGUUAUGUAUGCUUGUUAUAAUGGACAUACAGAAACAGUAAAGAUUUUGUUAGACAAAGGUGCAAAUUAUGACACAUGUAACAACGAUGGUGUGUCACCUGUAAUGAUGGCUUGUUACAAAGGACAUACAAACAUAGUAACAUUGUUGUUAGACAAAGGUGCAAGUUAUGACACAUUCGAUAAAGAUGGUUGGUCACCUGUAAUGUUUGCUUUCGACGGUGGACAUACAGAAAUAAUAAAGUUGUUGUUAGACAAAGGUGUUAGUUAUGACACAUUUGAUAAAAAUGGUUGGUCACCACUUAUGUUAGCUUGUACCAAAGGACAUGCAGAAAUAGUAAAUAUGUUGUUAGAUUUGGGAGUUAAUUAUGAUAUAUGUAACAAUGCUUUGCAGUCACCUGUAAUGUGUGCUUGUAUAAAUGGACAUACACAUAUAGUAAAGAUCUUGAUAGACAAAGGAGCGUGUUAUGACACAUGUGACGAAGAUGGUUGGUCGCCUUUAAUGUCUGCUUGUAACGUAGGACAUUCAGAAAUAGUAGGAAUGCUGUUAGAAAGAGGAGUAGAUUAUAAUAGAUGUGACAAUUAUUUACGGUCGCCUGUAAUGUUAGCUUGUAGAAAUGGACAUAGAGAAAUAGUAAAAUGGUUGUUAGACAAAGGAGCGCGAUAUGACACAGUUGACAAAGAUGGUUGGUCACCUGUAAUGUCAACAUGUAGUAAUGGACACACAGAAAUAGUAAACAUGUUGUGA
Mytilus californianus (California mussel) is the source of this 801-nucleotide messenger RNA. Its product is annotated as ankyrin repeat domain-containing protein 50-like. The record is from RefSeq and is a predicted model, not a curated record. Lineage: Eukaryota; Metazoa; Mollusca; Bivalvia; Mytilida; Mytilidae. Gene Ontology annotation, molecular function: protein binding. Bases 1 to 801 code for a protein of 266 amino acids. The transcript has a single exon.